GCAGGAGCCCCGGGCAGGAACGAGUAGUAGAGGCCGGGGCAGAGGGCGAGGGUGGAGGGCGCUGGCGUUGGCGGGCUGCAGAAGAUGAGCCACAGCUACUCAGGGCUGAGCAAGGUCCUGGUGGUCGUGGCUGCAGCCUUGGUUUCUUCCUCUUCUCCCUGCUCCCAGGCUUGGGGUCCCUCAGGGGUCCAGUAUGGACGGCUUGGCAAGUUGGUGAUGCUCUGUUGCCCUGGAGUGAAUGCUGGGACCCCAGUUUCCUGGUUUCGAGAUGGGGAGUCUGGGAUGCUACAGGGACCAAACUCUGGGCUAGGGAAUGAGCUGGUCCUGGCUGAGGCAAACAGCACUGAUGAGGGCACUUACAUCUGUCGGACACUGGAUGGUGCCCUUGGGGGCAUGGUGAACCUGAAGCUGGGCUACCCCCCAGCCCGUCCUGCGGUCUCCUGCCAAGCAGCUGCCUAUGAGAACUUCUCCUGUACUUGGAGAUCCAGCCAGGUCAGCGGUUUACCCACCCGCUACCUCACUUCUUACAGGAAGAAGAAUGGGCCAGAACCUACGGAUAGUCAGAGUGAGGGUUCAUCCACAGGGCCCUGGCCAUGCCCACAGGAACCCCCAGGGACCACCCGCUGUGUGGUUCAUGGAGCAGAAUUCUGGAGCAAGUAUCGGAUUAAUGUGACUGAGGUGAAUCCGCUGGGUGCCAGUACACGCCUGCUGGAUGUGAGCUUGCAAAGCAUCUUGCGUCCCGACCCACCCCAGGGACUGCGGGUGGAGUCAGUACCUGGCUACCCCCGACGCCUUCGUGCCAGUUGGACAUACCCUGCUUCCUGGCCUCGCCAGCCUCACUUCCUGCUUAAGUUCCGGCUGCAGUAUCAUCCAGCACAGCAUCCAGUCUGGUCCACGGUGGAAUCCACUGGCUUGGAGGAGGAGAUCACAGAUGCUGUGGCUGGGCUGUCUCACGCUGUGCGGGUCAGUGCCCGGGACUUUCUGGAUGCUGGUACCUGGAGCGCCUGGAGUCCAGAGGUCUGGGGAACUCCAAGCACUGGACCUCUAACAAAGAUGCCUGUUGAGGACCAGCUACCUAUGCAACCACGAGAGACAGAAGAUCAGGUAGACAGCCCUGCUCCUCCAAGGCCUUCCCUGCAGCCAGACCCACAGCCAUUUGAUAAGAGAGACCCAUUGGAGCAAGUGGCUGUGUUAGCAUCUUUGGGAAUUUUCUCUUUCUUGGGACUGGCUGCUGGGGCCUUGGCACUGGGACUCUGGCUGAGGCUGAGACGAAGUGGGAAGAAUGGAUCUCAAAAACCUGGGUUCUUGGCCCCGAUGAUUCCAGUGGACAAGCUUCCAGGUGCUUCAAACCUAUAGAGGACCCAGGAGAACUUCAUCUAAUUCUACCUGUAACUCUUGUCUGCUGACGUGUCUAGAUGGACAGAAUCAGGCAGGGCAGGAGAUCUCUAUAGAUGGGAUUCUCAGCUGGAAGAGCCAAUUUCUUUUAAAUCCUGUAUUCUAUACUUGCCAGCUGAUAGGUGUCUGGACCUCUGAUAUCAUCUCAGAGGUAAAGGAAUGUAUAUAGCUGUGUAUGUCGGUGUCCACAUGUGCCCAAGUCUAUGUGAGGCAGAGAACAUAUGUUCUCUGCGUAUUGUAUGUAUGUAGGUACCUGGAGACUAUGUAUAGGUCUUUGUUCUUGACCUUGGCCCUUGAGGUUGGGGGGAACUGUAAAGAUUAAAAAUAAAAAAGAGGGAGUUUUUAGAGGUCACACUUGGA
Molecule: messenger RNA, 1755 nt
Organism: Perognathus longimembris pacificus (Pacific pocket mouse)
Lineage: Eukaryota; Metazoa; Chordata; Mammalia; Rodentia; Heteromyidae
Gene: Il11ra
Product: interleukin 11 receptor subunit alpha
Exons: 13
Coding region: 85-1356 (423 amino acids)
Biological process (GO): cytokine-mediated signaling pathway
Cellular component (GO): external side of plasma membrane; membrane
Molecular function (GO): cytokine receptor activity; protein binding
Source: RefSeq, a predicted model, not a curated record